AUGGAAAAUGAUAUAAUAGAUUCACUGAAUGAUCUAGGUUACGAAGGACCUUUAGCAGAUGAAGUUGCAUUUGCAAAAGCCAUUGAUGGAGGCCCAAAAUCUCUAGAAUAUACAAAGUUAGUACAUAUUUUAGCUGAAGAAAUAAAAAAGCUAUGUAAUUUAGAAGAAACUGUCAAUGUAAUGAAUGACCCGGAUGAAUCUAGCACAUUUCUACUAGAAUUGAGCUCUUUCUUAAAAGAACUGGGGUGCCCAUAUAAGAAAUUAGUGACAGGACACAUGUCAUCUAGACUGGAAUCAAGAGAAGACAAAAUACUACUGUUGGAUUAUUUAGUGUCAGAGUUGAUGUCCGCAAGAAUGGUCAGUGUUGAUUGUCCAAAAGAAAAACAAGGGACUGGGAUGAAUAUUGUUGUACAAGAAUCACCAACAGCAAAGGACUUGAAAGACAUAUUGAUUAGUUUGAAGUUUAACAAACCUCCACCGAACAUCACUCCAGAAGUACUAUUCUUAAAGCUAGAAGCAAAAUUAAAGGAAACAUUACAGAAAGAAGGUGCGGUAUUAGUUGGCAAGUCACUAUACAAUAAAGCACUAAAUGAAAAAGACUGGAAAUCCCUAGAAAAUACAUUUACAGAGCUAUUUGAAGAAUAUCGACUUAGGAGGGAGACUUUAAUUACCCGAUUAGAAUGCACUAUACAGAGUUUUGAGUGGUCAGACCGUUUGAAAUCGAAAAGAGACGUAAUCCAGUCAACAUAUAGACCAAAAAGGGAACAGAUGAAACUCAAACCGAAUGUGAAGCUAUCGGAUUUCCUCGCUUCGCGAUCAUCUUUGCUGCAAAUUGAAAAAACUUCAAGUGCCUCUGUUAGAAAGAACACGCAGAGUGAUGUUAACAAAGUGCUUAUUGGGAGGGUUCCAGAUAGAGGAGGUCGCCCUAAUGAACAACAGCCUCCACCGCCAGAGAUGCCAUCUUGGCAACAGAGAUCUGCCCCACAGGGUGGUCGCGGUGGCGGUCGUGGGGGAGAUGGAAGGGGAAGGGGUGGAGAGAGAGGAGGAAGGGGAGGAGAGAGAGGAGGAAGGGGUGGAGAGAGAGGAGGAAGGGGUGGAGAUAGUGGAGGACGUGGUGGGGGCAGAGUCCAGGGCGGAUACAACCAAGGAAAUGGAGACCAGCGGCCUCAAACUGGCCCUGGUUUUAACCAAAACCGCAAUUACCAAACCUACGAAGUGCCACCUGGCGGUUACAGCCAGAAUAACCAGAAUAUUUACAACCAAGGCUACGAUAGUAUGGGUGGCUAUAACCAAAGAGGUGGCUACCAACCCCAACAAAACCCAGGCCAUCAGCAGGGCUACCAACGCUACGAGCAUGAUGAGAGAAGAGGUCGCGGUGGGUACAGAGGUCGCCGUUGA
Molecule: messenger RNA, 1398 nt
Organism: Pieris macdunnoughi
Lineage: Eukaryota; Metazoa; Arthropoda; Insecta; Lepidoptera; Pieridae
Source: the annotation of a GenBank genome assembly